AGAGAAAUACUUCAUGGAGUAUUUUUGCCCGAAGUUCAGAUUUACAGGAACAUUUUUUCAUUUCACGACCCUAUAACAUUCGUCUCUUGAUUAUUUCCCCUGUGGGCUUAGUAUUUGAGAUUACGAUGUACACUGACAUCAAUAUUCAACACUGUCAGUAUACAUUUUGAUUUGCUUAUUUUGAUUCCAAGGACAGUAUCCUGAGAGGCAGUAUUUUGGGCGAAGCUACCCACACGCCAUCACGGGAAAGGAGGAAAUAACAAAGCAGUAUUUAACAGCUACUUCUGGUCAAGUAGUGAGCUAACGUCUCUGAGUUUGGUUGAAUAUUAUCAGCGGUCAAAAGGGUUAUUUAGAUACUAGUUUCUUCAAUUUGCGUGAAAGACGAAGCUACAAUAGCCAAAACGUUAGCUUCUAGACGUGGUAGUGCUUUUUACGUCGCAGGCAAAGUUAGCGGUAACUUAACGCUACGUGUUGGUUCCUUGUCAUUUUAAUGCUAAGCUACAUAGCUAAGUGAAUAUAACAGAGCUAACUCUGUAAAUUACUGAAGUUUUUGAAAGAUACUUUUUUUAAAAUUAAGGUUGACGGGGAAUCGUCUUUUAUUCGUAAGGUAGGAUUAAUAGCUUGCCUGGAAACACCAGGCGUUUGUAAAGUCAUGGCGGACGAAAAAACACAGUUCUGUGGCAACUGCAAGCACGACAUUCCAGAGGCCAAUUUUACUACCCAUGAGAUUCACUGUCGAAGAAACAUUGAGCUGUGUGAUGUGUGCCAGGAGCCUGUCCCCCGGUCUGAUCUUCAAGAGCACAAGCUCCAGGAACAUACCCAGAUUACAUGCAAGUGCGGACUAAGGAUUGAUAAGAAUCACAUUGAGGUUCACCAGAGCUCUGAGUGUUCUCAGCGGUUGGUCCCAUGCCAGUACUGUGAACUGGAGGUGGUUUUUAGUCAGUUGAAAGAGCACGAAGACUAUUGUGGUACACGCACUGAGCCUUGCCCUCGAUGUAAGUGCAAUAUAAUGCUGCGAGAACAAGCAGUGCAUCCAGUCUUAUGUGGAAGCCUCACACCACCCCAAGAGAGCAACAACAGUCGGAUGAGUCGCAGCCCGGCAGAGCAACAGCCUACAGGUGCAUGGUUUGAAGCCCACUCCAUCCGAAAUCCCUUGAGAGCUCAAGAGAGAGGUCCCAAGAAUAAUAACAUCAGUGCAGCAGAGCAGCAAUCCUUUUCUCGUCCAUUCAACCCCUCAGUUUACAACACCUCGAGGGGACAUCAGGCCACAGGAGAAUGGAAGAAUGCUGCACCUCAAAAUACACCUUUUAGCCACUUCCUGGACCAGGGUGAUUUUCGGCAUGGCAGCAGCAGUAUGUGGCCACCAAGUGAACACACACCAGAUGAAGAUUCGUCAGGUCUCGAUUAUAUGUUGGCUCUCAGCCUGCAAAGUGAUGGGGAAUCGGUGGCUGGAGGUGUAGAUGGCAGCGUGUGGAGCGAUAUCUGGCACCACAGUUUUGGGAAGUCUAACACAUCUGUAAAUUCUUCCCUUUCCCCACCAAACAACAACUACCCUAACUUCACUGGUGGGACGAGCACAAGUGUAAACCCAGAUAACGAUCAAACAGAUGCUAUGCUACCUUGUGAGUUUUGCGAAGAGCUGUUUCCAGAAGAGGACCUAAUUUUGCAUCAGACCGGGUGCAGUCCCGCCUCUGCCUUUGCAUCCUUUAGCAAGCAACCCCCAUCUCCAUUCAAAGAGGACAGAAUGGGCAGGAAUGCUUCAAGACUGAUGCAAAGCCUUCCCAACACACUUGCCUCUAACAUUCCCACCUUCCCCCGGUCGGUGUCGCCCGCCUCCUACAGCCCCCCAGCCAGUCCACUAGAGGGCGACGUUGUAAUUCCAUGUGAAUUCUGUGGCGUGGCUCUUGAGGAGGCUGUUGUCUUCCAUCACCAGGACAAAUGUGAUAUGCGCCCUAACAACGCCCACCCACUGAAUAAUACAGCAAAGCCUUCCAUCAGAAAACCUUUGACUCAAGAUGCCUUUGGGCAGAUGUCUCCAGAUUUUCAGAAGACGACAAAUUAUCAGGCUCACCAUUUGGAUGAGGACUUUGGAUUUGACAGGGACCCACCAUCUGAACCAAACGUAAGAGGAUGGCCAAGAAGUCACUCAGAAGUUCAGAAUCAAAAAAAGACGCUGAACUGUGAUGUCUCUGUGAAAAAUGGACCAGAGGAUAGCAGAGAAGCAGAGAGGGCUCAUUUACCAUUCUAUGACCCAGAGACACCUGCUUCUGCCUCAUUAAAGGGACUCCACAUCCCAGAAAACAAAGAAGGGAACAGAAGAAACCCAAUAACAAAGAUGCCUAAGAAGCAAAAUGAGGAGCAGCAGGAAGAGUGAGAACUGGAGCUUAUGGAAAAUAGAAAAACCAAAACUCCAUAUCUGCAUUUUAUGUGUUUAUCUUUUGCACAUUUUUGGAUCUGACAAGUGCCUGUGGGAACUUUAUUACUUUACAGUUUAUAUUCUGAUGAAUUUUACUACCAAUAUCAAAGGUUUUCAAUUGAUUUAUUCAUGCAUAUUUUUCUUUAUUCUUGUUCGAAAUAUUUGUAUUUCUCAUGUAUGUUUAGCCUGAGCUAAAUAGUUUUUUAAGUCCAUUUAAUUUGCAUUGAUUUUUUUUUGUUUAAAAUUUUGUUCAAAUUACACAAGUAAUGGCUCUUUGAGAACGUCACGAGCAAGAAUGACUGAAAGAAUUUGUUGAAAUUAGUCUUUAUGGUGGCACUUCACCAAAGGGCAACUUGUUAUCACCCCUGUGUAACAGAUCUGAGUAUCUCCGUGUUCCUCAUGGUUUCUGCGUCUUUAUCUAACAUUAAGCACUUUGAUUAUUUAGUUAAAAAGGGUUAAAGAAUGGAUUUGAUACAUUUAUGCAUCUUUGAUCAAGAUAAAGGAAAAAAAGUUAUUGGAAAUGUGUCUUUUUAUAAAGUAGAAUACUUGUCUUUAAUACUUUAAUUACUAAGUAGAACUAUUUAGUUAUGUUUAAUCCAACCUUUAGAUCUAUAUAUGUGUUAUAAUGUUUUUAUGGCUGAAAAAGCUGUCUCCUGUGUGAUGCUCUGUUUUUUCGAGGCCCUCAGUUAUAUUGCCUCUCUGAAUAAAAUAGAAGGUUUAUAAGAUGUAUUUUGUGUAUAACACUUUUGAAAUGCUUAUGAAAUAGGCAGCCACUAAGGAUUGAGUCUGCGAGCCCGAGUAGAGAGCAGCCGGUCAUCUGCUGUUGUGUUAUGAAACACAACGCGUGUCUUGAUCUGGUAAUUAAACAAUUUAAUGAGAAC
This is a messenger RNA of Menidia menidia (Atlantic silverside), 3297 nucleotides long. NCBI's taxonomy places the organism in Eukaryota, Metazoa, Chordata, Actinopteri, Atheriniformes, Atherinopsidae. The record is from the annotation of a GenBank genome assembly.